ACGAAAAUGAGCAACUAAAAGAAGAAGAAGAAGAAGAAGAUGCCUGCUUAUUUAUUUUCUUUUUAUGGUAAUCAGCCCCUUCAUUUUCCCUUUAUUUUACUUUUUCCCAUUUGGUUCCCGCAAGCAAGCGAGGUCCAUAAAAGGCCACCUCCUCCCCCAAACAACCCGUCCCGAAAACACUGAGAAAGAGGCUUUCUGAAGGGGAGAGAGUCGCGUGUGUGCGUGAGAGAUAUAGAGAGUUACGCCGGCCUCUGCGUCGUCGUUUAGGUCUCACUUCUCAAUCGGCAUUCCUUCGUAAUGGCGGAUCCCUACGCCCUGGCCGUGCUGCUGGUGCUACUUGCGGUCCUCUACAAUCUGUUGGUCAAGCGAAACGGGCAGCGACGGAAUUCUGCCGCCGCGGCCUCCGAUGCCGCCGCCGCCACGACCACAACCACACCCACAACGGCUAUCAAUGGAGAAUGCAGAUCCAAGGACUCGGACGUCAUCAUUGUUGGCGCCGGCGUCGCCGGAGCCGCUCUCGCCCACACGCUAGGCAAGGAUGGGCGUCGGGUUCAUGUAAUCGAAAGAGAUUUGACCGAGCCUGACCGGAUUGUUGGAGAGUUGCUACAGCCAGGCGGCUAUCUCAAAUUAAUUGAGUUGGGAUUGGAAGAUUGCGUGGAGGAAAUAGAUGCUCAACGGGUGUUUGGUUAUGCUCUUUUCAAGGAUGGAAGGAAUACUCGACUCUCUUAUCCUCUGGAGAAAUUUAACUCAGACGUAUCUGGAAGGAGUUUUCACAAUGGCCGUUUCAUUCAAAGAAUGCGGGAAAAGGCUGCAUCCCUUCCCAACGUUCAAUUGGAGCAAGGAACAGUCACAUCUCUCCUUGAAGAUAAAGGGACCAUUAAAGGUGUUCAGUACAAGACCAAAAAUGGUGAAGAAAUGCAAGCAUAUGCACCUUUAACCAUUGUUUGUGAUGGCUGCUUCUCAAACUUGCGCAAAUCUCUUUGCAAACCUAAGGUUGAUGUGCCCUCUUGUUUUGUUGGUUUGGUGCUGGAGAACUGUGAACUUCCAUAUGCAAAUCACGGGCAUGUUGUUUUGGCAGAUCCAUCUCCUAUCUUGUUUUAUCCAAUUAGUAGCACAGAGAUCCGUUGUCUUGUUGAUGUUCCUGGUCAAAAGGUUCCUUCUAUUACAAAUGGUGAAAUGGCCAAGUAUUUGAAGACUGUGGUUGCUCCCCAGAUUCCUCCCCAGUUGCAUGAUGCCUUCAUUGCUGCUAUUGACAAAGGAACCAUACGGACCAUGCCCAACAGAAGCAUGCCAGCUGCUCCUCAUCCUACUCCUGGGGCUUUACUUAUGGGGGAUGCAUUUAACAUGCGCCACCCUUUAACUGGUGGAGGGAUGACUGUUGCGCUAUCUGAUAUUGCGGUGCUACGCAACCUUCUUAGGCCUCUGGAUGACCUAAACGAUGCACCUACUCUUUGCAAAUAUCUUGAAUCCUUUUACACUUUGCGUAAGCCUGUAGCAUCGACAAUAAAUACAUUGGCGGGUGCCCUAUACAAGGUCUUCUGUGCUUCUCCUGAUCAAGCACGCAAGGAAAUGCGCCAGGCUUGCUUCGAUUACUUGAGCCUUGGAGGUGUCUUUUCAACAGGACCAGUAUCCCUCCUCUCGGGCUUAAACCCCCGCCCACUGAGCUUGGUUCUCCAUUUCUUUGCGGUGGCUAUAUAUGGUGUUGGUCGCUUGCUUCUGCCAUUUCCUUCUCCCAAGCGUAUGUGGAUUGGAGCCAAAUUGAUUUCGGGUGCAUCGGGAAUCAUCUUUCCAAUCAUCAAGGCAGAAGGAGUGAGACAGAUGUUCUUCCCGGCCACCGUUCCGGCAUAUUACAGAGCACCUCCGGUUAACUGAUAUAUGAAAAAACUGAAUUAUGGAGGAACAUCAAACACUUGUCAAUCGGGGUAACUGUAAACAGAAAAGACCAGUGGUACUUUCAAGACGUGCCUUGUUCUUCCUUCAAAGCAACAACUUUCCUUGCUCCAAGGGGAGAGAGAGGCUGGUUGCUUAGCCAAUUGAGUUGUGAAUUGCAAUGUAACCCUUUUCUCUUUUCUUUAGAUAUUCAUUUUGUCUUGUUUAUAAGACUUCUCAUCAAAAUCAAUUCAUUGCGACUUUCUCUCUUUUUAGUUUGGAUUGCUA
Molecule: messenger RNA, 2157 nt
Organism: Diospyros lotus (date-plum)
Lineage: Eukaryota; Viridiplantae; Streptophyta; Magnoliopsida; Ericales; Ebenaceae
Product: squalene monooxygenase SE2-like
Exons: 8
Coding region: 298-1872 (524 amino acids)
Biological process (GO): sterol biosynthetic process
Cellular component (GO): endoplasmic reticulum; membrane
Molecular function (GO): flavin adenine dinucleotide binding; squalene monooxygenase activity
Source: RefSeq, a predicted model, not a curated record